AUGGCUGGUGGAGGCGGCUCUGUCGGCGCAAAUGGCGCCGCAGGUCUCGCCGUGGUAGCCGCACCCAAGCCUACGGGGAUGGCGGCAUUCGUGCAGCAAUCCAUGGCGGUUCAGUUCCUCGUCGACCCGACCACGGCCGCGAUUCUCGGCUCGAGUAAAGGCGCGUCGCGAACACUGGGCCCCGCUAUCAAUGAUCAGACGUCUCUCCUCGAUAUCACCUUCCUCUCGCAAAACAAAUGGCGGCAUCUGAUUCGCCAGCUCAGUCGCGGGAAGGUGGAAAAGAUUCACCUGCCCGGGAUCAUUCGGGCCAAACAACCUCGAAUGUCCAUGCGAUUGUCCACGUCAUCAGCGGCCGCAGCUGCGUCGAUGGCAACUCCGAGGAGAUCAACGGCAGUUACUCCGAGAGGAUCCAGGCCGUCGUCAUCCGACCGUUCAUUUCAACAAACUGCAACGGCAGCGAUUGACCCAGCCGCGAGCCGCGCCACCAGCGAUUGGUUAGUCCCCGCAGGUCCGGCUAAUGGCGGCUUGGCCACCGGUAGUGGUAGAAACUCCGCUCGACCCAGCGAUGUCUUUAAAGUCGACUUACCGGAAAUCGACAUUCCUAAGACCAUCCCGACACCACCAUCAGUGCCAUCCAGUGGCAGUGGUGGCUCAAGUUCCACAGAUGCUGCCGCGCGGCGCGACUCUUCUGGUGCGGGUCGCGGAUCGUAUCCCCGCAGAAUACGGACUGCGUCGUUUGGUCGAGCGGGCUCCUGCAACGAAGCAAUCCCCGAGAAUGGUGGCAGCGCGAACGGCAGCGGGGACAGCGCCGGAACUGACGCUCCCGUCCCCGUCUGGGGCGCAGAACACGCGGCGAGUGCGUACAACGAAGGAGCCUCAAAAGAGGGCGCUUCGUCUGACGACCGGAUCCCUCGGAUAUUGCGUGCGUCUCCGAAAGCGUCGCAGAAGCUUCCGUCUUCGUCGUCCCUCCCGCCGCUUCUUCCGGCGACGGAUUCGACCGACAGCAGCAGCAGUGGACGAAGCAGCAGCAGCAGCGGCCGGCACGGCGGCCAGCACAGCGGCUCGAGCCCCUGGGACGGCGGCCUUGCCUCCCCGCCAACCCCCUCCCCGAACAGCAUCAUCGGGAACUGUCUUCCCGCCAUGAGCGGAACUCCCAACGCGGUUGGCUCAGGCCGACUGGGCGCAAAUCUGAUGAUUGCGCGCGCGCCCACUCCAGCUCUCCCCUCGCCGCCGGAAGCGGACGGAACGACGGCCAACAGCGCUGUUUCGCCCGUGCCCAGCGAAGGAGGCGGCGCAAGCGCGGGACGGCGGGGGGCUGCAAGGAUGAUGGCGAUCCGAGGACGGAAGACGGAGAAACGUGGGGGAAAAGGUGCAACGGGGAGCGAAUCUGGCGAACUGAGCUUGCAGGGUGCGCCGCAGCAGCAGCAGCAGCAGCAGCAGCAGGAGCGGAUGCAAAUCGACGGGGAACAGCGCGGAGAGCCAGCUCUGUCGGAAGGGUCGGCGGAAGGCGUUUUUAUGCACGCCGCCAAGCCCCCGCAGCAGAGGCCAGCGGGCCGGGGGAGGGAAUGGCGGAAAAAUCUGAAGAGUUUAUUUGGGUCAAAUUCGGUCAAGCGGAGAGGGGAAGUGGAGGAGGGGGGCAGUGUCAGAGGGGCGGGGAACACGACUGGCGGACUCGAAAUUGUGACGAAAGGGGAAGCGGAGGCGGCAGAUACGCGCAUGGAUGAGGAUUGUUCGCGGAGGGAGGAGGGGGAAAUGUCGGGGGGAGCUGAUUUUGUAACGAGGAUGAGUACAGCAGAGGUGGAUGAGUCCGGUGACUUUCGGCGAGUCACAGUGGAGCUACAGUUCUUUCAAUUUAACUCCUCCAAGGACCUUGUUGCGACAGUGCAAGUCCUCCAGUCUCACGCCGAGCAGCAGCGGGAGGUGCAGCAGGCACAGGCAGUGCUGCAGUUACAGAACUACGCUGGUCUGGGAACGGUUGUUCUGGAGGGUGUAUACGGUGUGGUAACCAGUUGUAACAGCAGCGCAACAACCAUUCUCGGAUUCCCAGAGCCGUACAUUAUGGGCCAGACGCUACAACACUUUGUAACGGAAGCUGAGAAGGCUACCUUUGCUGAGGAGUACAGCAAGGUGCAGCAGGGUGUGCAGGAGUGGACGCAGCAGGAGAUUCGCCUGAGGAAGAUUGAUCGAACCACAGUGGCAGUUCGGAUCACUAUGACUAGCCUCUCCACUUCUGCCUCGUCUGCCGCUGCCCCUUCUGCCGCUGCCCCUUCUGCUGCUGCUCCCUCCGCUGCUGCGCCUGCUGCCACCCCGCCUGCUGUUACUGCUGCCACUGUCGCUGGUGCUGCAACGGCUGCAGCCGCUGCAGCUGCUGCUGGUGCUCCCUGUGCAGCCGGUGCUGCUGCUGCCGGUGUUGCUUCUGCCGCUGCCGUUCCUGCCGCUGCUGCUGCUGGGGACACAGAGACGAGCAAUAUGAGCAGAACAAGCAGCCACGAGAGCGGGUCGAGUGGGAGCGAGGCGGGGAGAGCAGCAGUGAGAGAGCACACGGCCGUGCUGUGCAUGUUCCAAGACAUCAGCGCACAGAAGGCCCUGGAGCAACACAUGGAGAACUACCGAAUGAUGGUGGAGCACUUCCCAGCCGGCGCGGUGCUCAUAUCCCACGCGGGCGAGGAGGGUGAAACCAUCCUCGUUAACAGCACGCUCGAGGCCAUGCUGGGCUGCGAAAAGGGCUCCAUAGACAGCGUCGACAAGUGGUUCACUACACUCUACGCCGAAAAGGCGCGCCGCGCGCGGCAACUCCACGAGGCUCGGCGCGUGUCUGGGAGCAGCAAGGACGUGACGAACACGGUGCAGCAGAUUAAGAAGAAGGACGGGUCGAAGCUGGUGGUGGAUGUGACGACGUACCAGUUUGAUUUGGGGGAGAUGUGGCUCGUGAAUGAUAUCACGGAGAGCCGCAAGAACCAGUUCAAGUUCCGCAUGCUCUUCGAAUUGUCCUCGGAUCCCAAGCUGCUGCUGAACCAGGACGGGCGCGUGUUCGACUGCAACCAGUCCGCAAUCCGCAUUCUCAAGUGCGGCACAAAGGAGUCGCUCCUCGGGAAAACCCCCUGGGAGCUCUGCCGCCCGCAACAACCCUCAGGCCAGCGCUCCGCGUUCCUCAAGGCGGUUCUCGAAGAUCUCGCCGCCAGCAACAACGUCCCCGCGCCCGCAGGCUCGGCGGGAGGCUCGGGCGCGACGGUGCUAAGCGGCGCGUCGGCGGUCGGAGGGGAGAAGCGGUACCGAUUUGAUUGGCUGUUCGAGGAUGAGGAGGGGCAGGACGUACCGGUGGAGGUGCUAUGUAAGAUGGUGAAUUUCUUUGGCGAGCCGGUGUAUCUGAUGGUGUGGCACGACAUGGCGGAGGCAAGGAAACAGGAGGCGGAGCUGCGGCGCGCCAAGGCGGAGGCGGAGAAGGCGAGCAAGGCGAAGACGCAGUUUUUGGCGAAUAUGAGCCACGAGAUCCGCACGCCCAUGAACGGAAUCAUCGGCGUCGCUGAUCUGAUGCUCGCGACGCCGCUCUCUUCGGAACAAUGCUCGCUGCUCGAAACCCUAAGAUCCUCCUCCGAGGGCCUCCUACACAUCCUCUCCGACAUCCUCGAUUUAAGCAAGAUCGAGAACGAGAAGAUGGUCCUCGAUUUUAGCAACUGGCGGUUACGGGAGAACGUGAGCAACUGCGUCGCGCUGUUCCGCGGAUCCGCGCACGGGAAAAACAUCCGCAUUAAAGCGCGAGUCGAUAAGGACGUCCCUAUGGAGGUCUUCGGAGACUGCAUGCGCGUUCGUCAGGUGGUCACUAAUCUUCUAAGCAACGCGAUUAAGUUCACGUCGGCCGGGGGACACGUGUCGGUGCGCGUCAGCCUCGUGGAUCCGCACGCUCCGGGCUGCGGAAAGCGGCGCGAGUCCUUCUCGAGUUUGGAGCCGCUAAGAGAAAACUCGGGAAUGGAUAAGGUGGUGGUGCAGUUCGAAGUGAAAGACACGGGAAUCGGAAUUCCCCCCCACUCGCAGAAAAAUCUGUUUCAAGCCUUCAAUCAGGCUGACAACUCUACAUGUCGCCGAUUUGGUGGAACAGGCCUUGGCUUAGCUAUUUGCAAGGCACUUGUCAACUUAAUGGGCGGCGAACUUACCCUUUCAAGCGAAGAGGGAAAAGGGUCGUCCUUCUUCUUUACUGUGUGCCUUGGGGUUACAGAACCCGCUCCAAGUGACGCAGAGAGUGCAGGGGAAGAAAGCAUUGGCUUUGAGGACGAGGAGGAGGGAGAGGAAGAGGAGGAGUGGGAUGAGCUGGGCGAAGAGGAUGAAGAAGAGAUGGAGGGUGAUACGGACAUGGACGGAGAGGAAGGAGAGGGAAGCAUGUCGGAGAGUGAAACGGACGACGAAGACGAGCAUUGGGCGAGGCACUUGGUUCGGGCGGCGACCGAGAUCGCCAUUGGCCGGUCCCGGAAGUCCCGGUCUCGCAAGGGAGGGAACAAGGAAGCAACAACAACACACCGGGGCCAUGUGGAGAAACAUCAUUCCAUGGACUGCGACAGUGAUGCUACAUUUGACACUUCUCGGUCCCAAAUGACAACUCCUACCUCUUCCACUUCUUCUAGGUCCAUCUGGUCUGCUGGGAGUCGGAGACUCAACCGCAGCCCGACCCCUCGGCACAAGAAGUCCCUGCGCCGGGCAGAUUCAAAGGAGAUUUUUCUGCCCAUUGCCGUACCUGCCAAUACCAGCACCAGCAGCAGCACCACCAGCAGCAGCACUAGCAGUGCUGCGGUGACUUCAUCUGUGUGUCAAUCCCGGCUUCCUAACUCCUCAGCAGCAUCACCAGCAGCAUCACCAGCAGCUCCAGCCAUCCCUGCUUCACCCACUCUCACCUGGCCUCCCACCACUUCUGCCUCUUCUCCUGCUGAUCAACUCCCUUCUCCUCCUGCUCCUGCUCCUGCUUCAGCUGCCGCUGCUUCUGCUGCUCCCGCUGCUCCUGCUGCUCCUAGAUACCCACCUCCUCCCAGCCCUGCCGCCAUCUCUGCUGUGAGAAGCCUGUUCAGCAAGUCUAAAAGCGAUAAUUACUUGCUGAAACCGAGUGCAACGGAGGGGAAAUUCCUCACCCGCAGCAAGAGUAAACCCAGGAACCUAAACACCGCAGGCAGCAGCAGAGGGAGUGCUGACAGGAGUGCAGACAGCAACAGCAACAACAACAGCAGCGGCAACACCAACAGCAACAGCAGCGGUGGCAGCAGCAGCAGCAGCAGCAGCAGCAGCAGCAGAAGUAUCCACAGGGCCAGGAGCACAAAUAGCUUCACGGAGAGGUCUAGUGGCACUAGCGGCAGUAGCAGCAGCAGUGUUCGCAGGAGCAGCAGCACAGCCAACCUCAAGGAACUAACCAACGACAAGACAAACAGCAGCGGCAGCAGCAGCAGCACGAGCAGAAACGGCAGCAAUGGGCGACGAGUGUCGAUCGCCAUAGCUAAACCCUCCUCAUCCUUCACGUCUCACUCGUUACAAGACUGCUCCGGCCCUACCCCCCGAAGGUGCAAGACACAGGAGCGGCCUCCUCGCUCCCCUUGCUCCAAAUCUUCCCCAGCCAUCCCUCUCACCUCCCCCCUGGCCUCUGUGAAACGAACUGGCAGUGCCCACUCACUUGUCAAUGCCGGGAAAGGCGGAGGAGGGGGGCAUGGGCACGGGCACGGGCACGGGCACAAGAAAGUUUUUACGGACGAGCUGCCCGAGAAGCUGCCCGAGUGUGUGAAGUCGUGGAAGGUUCUGGUUGCGGAGGACAACACGGUGAACCAGAUGGUGGUUACCCGCAUGCUGAAGAACCUUGGGAUUGCCACGGAGGUGGCUGAGAAUGGGCUCAAGGCGCUGCACGCGUGCGAGAGCAACCACUACGACUUCAUCCUCAUGGACUGUCACAUGCCUGAGAUGGAUGGGCUAGAAGCCACGCGGCAGAUCCGUAAUGCAGAGCAGCUGCUGCCCAGCCGGCCGCCCAAGUUCAUCGCAGCGCUCACUGCCAGCGCGUUUGACUUCGAGAGAGAGGCGUGCUUCGCAGCUGGCAUGAACCACUUUCUCACGAAGCCGAUUCGGCCGAAAGACCUGGAGGACCUGGUGAUGAAGCUGGUGGAGAUGCGCAAGUGA
Closterium sp. Naga37s-1 is the source of this 6141-nucleotide messenger RNA. The record is from the annotation of a GenBank genome assembly. NCBI's taxonomy places the organism in Eukaryota, Viridiplantae, Streptophyta, Zygnematophyceae, Desmidiales, Closteriaceae.